AGAAAAUUUCUUUGAUUGAUGUUCAAUUUUUGUAAUGAUCUUAAUAUAUCUUAGAACAAUUACAUAAAAAUAUUUCGUUAAAGAUUCGAGGUCCAGUGAGAGAAUCGAUCAGUGGUUUCAGCUGUAUGUGGUAACGGAAAUAACACGAUCGAUCCGAAUCGGUGAAAUUGUAGCUGAAGUGGUGAAACGAACAAAGGGAAAGACGGUUUCGGCAUGACCUGUGGCGGUGGCAAGAUCUCGUUAGAAAUAUCGGGCGGGGAGGAGGAGGCAUGGAAGCUGAAGCUGGUCGGCAGUCUCACCAUCAGGGGCUGCAGCUUACCCUGCCAUCCCCGGGAAUCCCCGGAUUGGACGUCGUGAGAGCUUUGCAUCAGACUGUGAUAUCACUGCGCUCCGCGCUGGAUUCCUCACGGGAAGAGCUACGCCGUCUUAAGGAGAGCGUCGGUGAUUUUUCUGGCGAGAGCUACGUUGACGUCGUCGAGAGGCUCGCUCUUGAGAAUCACGUCCUUAGGCGAAAGAUCCUAAGCAGGAACAGUGAGUUUUCUAGUGAUGCUGCCACAAGCCCGCCGCCCCAGGCCCGUCUUUUUUCACUCGCAGUAGAGGACGUCAAAGAUUUGUCAGAGCAAGCAGGCGUACUCAUGGACGCGUCCAAGGACAAAGUCGACAGGGAAGACGUGGCAGAGGCAUCGAAGCCGAUCAUCGGGCCACGUAGCGACAGCAACGCCGGUAACGAUGAUAAUUCCAAUUCGCAGACUCAUGCGAUCGAUAAAGUGCCUAAGAGCCAUGCAGGAUCGUCAUCCAAAUCGGAAUCCAAGGAUCAAAAGUUGAAAUUCGCUGUGUUGAAAGAUACGACGGCUAUGAAAUCUCAGGCUGCAGUCGGUUUAGACGACACGGUGAAACGUGGGACGUCCAACGAGGUAGUUUUUCCCUCGGCAAACAGGCAGUCGAAAGACGUCGAAGAAGAGGACGCGAUCGAGGGUCAGGCUGAUCGUCUGGAGAUGCCGGAGAAGGAUUUAGAGGAUCUAAGCCUGAAAUCCGUUUCUGACGGGGACAAUUCAGUGUUCAGCGACAAUCCGGACACGCAAGUGUCGCAACAACAUCAACGUCAGAGCCAGUCGACGGACCAACCGAAGCAGAAUGAUCAAUCUGAGAACGAGUCUGAAGAGCUCGACGAUAUCGAGUUAAUAUUCACGACGGAUGAAACUUGUCGCGAUCUCGGUCUUCAAGAAGAUCUCGUCUCUAUAACUGAAACCGAGUCCUGGCAGCAGUCUGCACCCACUAGUCAACCGGUGCUGUUGAAAUACACCAAGUCUACCGAGGGUGAAUCGCUGGUCUGCAACGGCGAGAAGACCAGCUCUGUCGAGGAGGCAGUUUCCUCGCAGAGCUCGAGCAUCGAUCGCGAGGAAAGCGUGGACAGGUUCGACGAGAGUUCUAGUACCAGAUUGAACAGAAUUUGGUCGCAGUGCUCGGUGUUGGUCGAGACAGACAUCAGCAAGUGCGGCGUCGUCGAAGAGCCCGAGCAUGCUACUAGACACGCGGUCAGAAGGAACACUUUAGCUGCGCCACCCACCGCCUACAGACCAAUCAUCCAUCGUGAAGCACUAGCGGGUAGUCGACGAAAGAGUGCUGCGCCACUGAGACCAGUGAUGGACAGAAUCAGUGGAGCACGACGAGAAUCUGGUGCCCAAACAGACAUUUCUGCGCUUCCAGCCCAUUGGCGUUCCGAGAGUUAUCUUGCGCACAAAGUGGCUCAUACGUUUACCACGUUACCCAGCAAAUUUGCUCUGCCAACCGGAGUGCCUGGAAGACUUCGAUUGUCCGACAAAACCCAAGAAGCUAGAAGAGUAAUGCUGUCGGACAUCAGCUUCACCAGUAUGGUACCGGAAUUGUCUAGAAGCGCUGACCAUCUCUGUCAGGAUCCACACGCACAGACUUGUUUUAGUUCUCGUGGUUGCAGUCUCCGUACACCGGAUGUACAUCGACGUGAAUCGCUGGGUUCUCCGGCAGGAUUUUGGCCUCGUUGUAACCCCGGCACAGGACUUUCGAGCCCCUGCGACUGUCGUCUCUCCACGGAUCUCUAUUCCUCUCGAUAUCGUGGAUCCUUAUCUUCGAUCCCCUCGCCCGGUUUGGAGGUUGUCGGAGGUCCAUCACGAAGACAUUCAUGGAGAGCAACUGCGGCAUCCUUCGACACCUGGAGGGUUCCUGUGGCCACUUCUACACCGAGACCAACCUGGUCCUCUAUGCCUUCUUCGCCUACCCACGUGCAUCCUCCAGCCACGACUUCGAAAACUUCCAAGAAUGUUCCGAAAAGAACGCGCUCGAAGGUCACCUUUCAAGAAUGCCCGAUGACACGAGGCAGCUUGCCAAACUUACGCUCGGAUUUGGUGACCGGCGAUAAUAGUGGUGAUUCGACCGAAUCGUUAAUCGACGAGGCAGAGGAUUAUUUACGACGAAGCAUCGACUCCAUGUUGACUAUCUCUAGUAGCGGCGUCAGUUCUGAUUAUUGGAAUCGACAAACGGUCAGGCGGAGACGUACACGACGAUACUCAGAGCCAGAUCUAAUCCGUGACUGGCAUCCACCGCAGGAUGCUAGACCAUACCUGCCAAAGAUACCGAGGGAUCUAAAGCUGGAUCAUCUCGUGAAGGUAAUAUCGCCGGAGGGUAAAGUUCUUCAAGGACGAGUGAGAUACGUGGGACCUGUACCAGGUCGUGAGGAGACGCACGUAGGCGUGGUUUCCGAUGGCACUUUUCAUGGCAGAAGAUUCUUCGACUGUGACCCCGAUCGUGCGAUUUUCGUCCCCUUCAAGAAAGUGAUUCUGGCCUGGUGCACCACUUGACCCGAGCCACCGAGCAACCUGACGACUCCCCGAAUUCUGUUGUCUCAGUACACCAUGUGAACGGAAAAAACGGUGAAACACGUACGUACGCGCGAUCCACGGUGAUUUCGACGAGUACGUGACACUUCUUUCCACCGUAAUGAACCCACGAAACGCCACUUAACACGCAGAGGAGGAGGGUAAGUUCUCGCAAGAAAGAGACGCUUCUAAUAUUCCAGAAAGAAACAUUUCGCGGCGCUCGAUCGCACAGCGCCUUCAAUCUUAAACCCAGAGCGAUUCGUUCGAAUCGUGAAUUUAUCGACUUAGAUCUCGCUCGUGACGGCGGUGAAAUUCUACUCGAUAUCUUCUUUUCUCUGAUCGCACGAUUAAACGAGAAAUUUUCAUACGAGGUACUCCGAUCGUAUGGCAAGACAGAUGGUACCUUGAAAGAACUAUUUCCGUCGAAUGCGAAUACUCGUUCGCGCGGGUCGAGGAGUAAAACGAAAAAGAUCUCGACGGAGGAUCGCAAGGAUCGAGUGAAUUCGAUGCGAAAGAUAGAUGUCAGCGUGCGAUUAUCGGCGCAAAUUCAAGGUACUCCGGAUGUCUGGUUGCCGAUCUCUGCAAGCGAUUCCCGUUUGAAAAUGAGCAAAUCAGUAUUAUUAUCGUGCAAACUCGUUCGGAUCUGUUAGUUAUAAAUUACGUGUAUCGUUGUCGAAGAAAUGCACAAAUCCGAAUCAAUGGAUCUCCCGUGAUCGAUGAAUUUUGCGUACGAUUGAAGCUAAGAGAGGAAGAAUGAGAGAGUGUAAGGGGAAAGAUCUGAUGAGGUAGAUUUAGCCAGGUUUGUAUUAAUCUCUCGUCAUCGCAAUCGCAAUGAAGGAUUCGCUAUUGUCAUUUAAUCCAUCUUAUUCCUUUCUCGUUUCCUCUUUUUAAUCGGUUUCCGCUUCUUUCAACGGGCAAACGUCGACGUAUACUUUACAGCGUAUGUGAUACAUCUAAAAAAAAGAAAAAAAGAAAAAAUGAAAAAACAGAGGAAGAAAAAAGAACACGUAGUACGGUAGACAAAUACGAGACUAUUUUUGUAACUCUUUGAGAUCGUAAGAUUCUAAUUGAAGAGAGAAAAAAGAAAAAAAAACAUGCCGGAAGCGUUUUUUAAUUGUAGCUGUAGAGGAUGGCUCCUU
Eufriesea mexicana is the source of this 3991-nucleotide messenger RNA. RefSeq lists its product as uncharacterized. Lineage: Eukaryota; Metazoa; Arthropoda; Insecta; Hymenoptera; Apidae. The transcript has 9 exons. The record is from RefSeq and is a predicted model, not a curated record. The coding region runs from base 270 to 2834 and encodes 854 amino acids.